AAUCAAUCACUUUCUUUCAAAAGAGUAAAGUAAAAGAGGGGAGACAGAAGUCAAUCCAGUACACGAAAUCCCUAAAAAGGGUAAUUUGUAGCUUCAAUGGAUGUCUCGAUGAUGCUCCAAAACUGCUCAAGGUCCCAAUCUGCUCCCGAAUGGCACCCCGGACUCGAAGAAUUUAUGUGGCGAUUAGGGUUUGGUGGUAAGACGUAUCCAGUGAGGCCAGGUGCGCCUGACUGUGCCUACUACAUGCGAACCGGUGUCUGUGGUUUCGGCAAUAGAUGCCGUUACAAUCAUCCGCUCGAUUGUGCUACGAUUUUUGCGUUGAUGUAUGUUGAAGCAUUUCGCAGGUUGCAUCCAGAACGUAUUGGUGAACCGCCAUGCCAGUUUUAUUUGAAGACAGGAACCUGUAAAUUUGGGGAAUCAUGCAAAUUCCACCAUCCAAAGAAUGCAGCUGGAUCCAUGAGCCACGUUUCUCUAAAGAAUGCAGCUCUUGGUGGUACAACAGUUCCACCACCACCAGCAUCUCCACCUCAGUUUUAUCCAUCGGUGCAGCCUCUUAUGCUUGACCAGUAUGGAGGUCCUUUCAAUAGCUUGAGAACUCUUUUUCCUGGUUCUUAUAUGCAAGGCGCCUACGGUCCAAUGCUACUAGGAGUGGUUUCAAGCUGGAGUCCUUACUCGUCAACCUUUAGAUUGUUGUAGAUUGUAAUGGUGAUUUUGUAUAGGAAGAAGACUAAUUUUGUGAUUUAAGUAUGCUAGAAACGAGAGGAAACUGCAGAAAGGCAAUGGUUUUGUAUAAGGAAGCUUUGUUCAAACUAAACUUGGAAAUUCGAAUAAUAAAGCUUCCUUAGUGUUCCUUUUUUUUGGGUCGGCAAUCAGAUCAUAUUAUUAAUCAGUGUAAUACUCUUUUGUAUUAUAUGACAUUUUGGAAAAAGCAAAAUUGAAA
Thlaspi arvense is the source of this 940-nucleotide messenger RNA. NCBI's taxonomy places the organism in Eukaryota, Viridiplantae, Streptophyta, Magnoliopsida, Brassicales, Brassicaceae. The record is from the annotation of a GenBank genome assembly.